Messenger RNA from Drosophila subpulchrella, 2285 nucleotides. It is a transcript of the gene Cyp4g1, whose product is annotated as cytochrome P450 4g1. Bases 103 to 1776 code for a protein of 557 amino acids. Lineage: Eukaryota; Metazoa; Arthropoda; Insecta; Diptera; Drosophilidae. The record is from RefSeq and is a predicted model, not a curated record. The transcript has a single exon. Gene Ontology annotation, molecular function: oxidoreductase activity, acting on paired donors, with incorporation or reduction of molecular oxygen; monooxygenase activity; heme binding.
GUGAUCCACAGUUGAGCACUGGCGGCUGAAAUAGCAACAGUGCCAUCUUGAGAAGACAACAGAGGAGGAUCAGGAACCAAGAACCAAGAGACAGGAGCAACCAUGUCAGUGGAAACGGUGCAGGAGACGCUGCAACAGGCGGCAGCGGCCAGUUCGUCAACGACAUUGCUGGGAUUCAGCCCCAUGCUGACCACCUUGGUGGGCACCCUGGUGGCCAUGGCCCUGUAUGAGUACUGGCGCCGGAAUAGCCGGGAGUACCGCAUGGUGGCCAACAUUCCAUCGCCGCCGGAGCUGCCCAUUUUGGGACAGGCUCAUGUGGCCGCCGGAUUGAGCAAUGCCGAGAUCCUGGCCGUCGGCUUGGGUUACCUCAACAAGUACGGUGAGACGAUGAAGGCCUGGCUGGGCAACGUGCUCCUGGUGUUCCUAACCAAUCCCAGUGACAUCGAGUUGAUCCUAAGCGGCCACCAGCACUUGACCAAGGCCGAGGAGUAUCGCUACUUCAAGCCAUGGUUCGGCGAUGGUCUGCUGAUCAGCAAUGGACACCACUGGCGUCAUCAUCGCAAGAUGAUUGCCCCCACCUUCCACCAGAGCAUUCUGAAGAGCUUCGUGCCCACAUUCGUCGAUCACUCCAAGUCGGUGGUAGCCAGGAUGGGCCUGGAGGCGGGCAAAUCGUUCGAUGUCCAUGACUACAUGUCGCAGACCACCGUCGACAUCCUGCUGUCCACCGCCAUGGGUGUGAAGAAGCUGCCGGAGGGCAACAAGAGUUUCGAGUACGCCCAGGCCGUCGUCGACAUGUGCGACAUCAUCCACAAGAGGCAGGUGAAGCUUCUGUACCGCCUGGACUCCAUCUACAAGUUCACCAAGCUGCGCGAGAAGGGCGACCGCAUGAUGAACAUCAUCUUGGGCAUGACCAGCAAGGUGGUCAAGGAUCGCAAGGAGAACUUCCAGGAGGAGUCGCGUGCGAUUGUUGAGGAGAUCGCCAGCCCGGUGUCCAGCUCGCCGGCCUCCAAGAAGGAGGGUCUGCGCGACGAUCUGGAUGACAUCGAUGAGAACGAUGUGGGCGCCAAGCGUCGAUUGGCCCUCCUGGAUGCCAUGGUCGAGAUGGCCAAGAAUCCCGAUAUCGAGUGGAACGAGAAGGACAUCAUGGAUGAGGUGAACACCAUUAUGUUCGAGGGUCACGACACCACCUCGGCUGGCUCCAGUUUUGCCCUCUGCAUGAUGGGCAUCCACAAGGAUAUCCAGGCCAAGGUCUUUGCCGAACAGAAGGCCAUCUUCGGUGACAAUAUGCUGAGGGAUUGCACCUUUGCCGACACCAUGGAGAUGAAGUAUCUGGAGCGCGUGAUCCUGGAGACCCUGAGGUUGUACCCUCCAGUACCGCUGAUCGCCAGGCGUCUGGACUAUGACCUCAAGUUGGCCAGUGGUCCGUAUACGGUGCCCAAGGGCACCACCGUCAUUGUGCUGCAGUACUGCGUGCACCGACGUCCCGACAUCUAUCCCAAUCCGACCAAGUUCGAUCCGGACAACUUCCUGCCCGAACGGAUGGCCAACAGGCACUACUACUCCUUCAUUCCCUUCAGCGCCGGACCGAGGAGCUGUGUGGGCCGCAAGUACGCCAUGCUGAAGCUGAAGGUCCUCCUGUCCACCAUUGUGAGGAACUACAUUGUCCACUCCACCGACACGGAGGCGGACUUCAAGCUGCAGGCCGAUAUCAUCCUGAAGCUGGAGAACGGAUUCAAUGUCUCGUUGGAGAAGCGUCAGUAUGCCACGGUGGCUUAAGGAAAUUAGGGAACUUAAGGAACCCAGAACCCAGAACCGCAAUCCCGAACCCAGCCCUGUACAUAGAUGAAGAAUCCCGCUGUUUAUCCCGAUCCGAAACCACGAUGACGAACCCACUUAGAUCCGAAGGAACCGUAGAAGAACCCCACACACAAGCCAGCCAGAGAGUCAACCAAUUUUUCUUUCUUUUCUUAUCUCGUUACUUCUAUAUGAUUAAUACCUUUUUGUUUGUUGGUCUUUAGCGGGUGGUGCCCCUAUAUAAUGUAUACGUAUAUACCAAUAUCCUUUUUAACCAACUAUUCAACGCAACUGUUUGUGCUCUUCACCUUUUUUUUAUAUUAUUUCUUCCUCUAUCACUAUCUGCACUUUUUUUUCCUAGCCAUGUAGUGUGAUUUUUUUUGCUCUAUUCUAGUAUUUAUUAAGUCAAAUGGUUUGAAUGAAACCCAAAAAAUAUGAAAAAUACAUGUACGACAAGGCAAGUAGCCAAUGGAGCUGCAAAAAAAAUGUAA